AAUAGCUCGUAUUUUUGAGACCUCGUGGAAAAGCUAGAAAAAUUUUUUUGUGGCGUCCCACCCACCACGUCUGAGUUUGUGCGGAUUUCGCUGCAUUUGAAGGAUUCAUUCACGAAAUCAUAGAUGCGAGAAUAUGCCAGAAUCUAGCAUUGAUAACAGGGAUGUAUUGGAGUGCGUUGAAGCCGGAGGUCGCCGUAAGAAAGCAAGAUUUCCUAAUCAGUGGAGUUCGACUAAUACAACACCUCACCAGCGAACAUUGGAACUCGAAGGAGUCAUCGAGGUUUUGCGCGAAUACGAUUCAGUCGAAGGCAAUGAUAUAAACUGCUCUAUUUGUGGAAAACUCUAUAAAAGUAAGGUGUGUUUCACAAAGCACUUAUGGGAGCAUAGCGUUUACUGGGAUCUGUUCGAUGCGCUAAAAAAUCAAGAGCGUGUCUUGUCGAUUCAGGCCGCAAUUAUACUAUCGCAACCAUAUCUGGAAUUUUUGCUCGUAACCUCGCCGACAUCGACAGAAAAGAAGAAAGAAGACCCUAAACCGAAUAGCAUUUAUCGCAAAAAUGCCACAAGAAAAAGGCAACGAGAAUCAUCGACAUGUUCUGUAGACUUUUAAUUUCUUAAAUAUUUUUCCAUAUUAUGUAUAUUAUAUGGUGUGGCAAACGGUCUACACUUGUUUAUAUCACUUGUAAAAGUGCCUUUGAAUUUAUAUAUAUCUAUAAAUAUAUAAGAAGAGAGAAGUUAAAAAAAGGUGUAAAUGAUCAGUAUUUUGUUGUGGGAGAAAGAUUUAAUUCUUGUAUCAUAGACCCACGUUGUGAAUGAUGUUUGUAUUUCGUUUAUUUCCAAAGUGACAAAGCUCGAUAUCUCGAGAUUAAAAAACGAAUUUAUUCUGAAGUUGUUAAAUGCCAAUAAAGUUCAUUGGAUCAAGCUUG
This is a messenger RNA of Stylophora pistillata, 923 nucleotides long. RefSeq lists its product as uncharacterized. NCBI's taxonomy places the organism in Eukaryota, Metazoa, Cnidaria, Anthozoa, Scleractinia, Pocilloporidae. The record is from RefSeq and is a predicted model, not a curated record.